AUGAAUGACAUCAAAGCCCUUAAAAAUCAACAGAAGGACAAACAUCCGGGCUUUGGCUCAUAUCUGGAGUGCAUGACAAGAACCCUCUUCACGGGAUUAUCUGCUUUUGGUUUUACCUUCUCCGGGACGUACUUCUUGCAAAAACUCCUGCAGAAGCAACUACCCUACAAGUCCAACGUCUUUAUUCUCACCUCAUCACUCGUGGGAGUGGGUGUGGCGUACAAAGUAACCAAGGAUAGGACGAAAUCCUGCCAGGCAGCUUGGUUGGCUUUUGAGGAGAAGCAUACGGCUCUUGGGAAAUCUGAAGGAUUCACGGAAGAAUAA
This is a messenger RNA of Lutzomyia longipalpis, 324 nucleotides long. RefSeq names its product transmembrane protein 141. The transcript has a single exon. Bases 1 to 324 code for a protein of 107 amino acids. The record is from RefSeq and is a predicted model, not a curated record. NCBI's taxonomy places the organism in Eukaryota, Metazoa, Arthropoda, Insecta, Diptera, Psychodidae.